CUAUUGGAAGAGAAAAUUUGUGGAAUCGGGCAUGUUGGCGGUCAACUUUUACAAAUAUCUCUUAUUAGGAAUACUCAUUUUUUUGCCUAAUAUAUCUUUUGGAAAAGUGACACGAGCUUUUGUGUUGUCUUCCAAACUACCCAUUUUUGGAAUGGAAGACAAGGCCCUCGAAAAGGAAGACGUCUGUUGGCAAACUCUCUCUCAAGGUACAACCAAUUUUGAUAAACCGGCAAAGAAACCUAGGCUCGUAUUCACUCUGAAUCAUAACUUGGCAGACGUAUCCUCUGCAAAGGUCUUACCUGGUCUUAGAAGACACGGUAUAACUGCACUGUUUCUAGUCGACUCUUCUUCAAUUGUCUCCAACGAAAAUAUUCUACUGAAUAUAGUUGAACAGGGACACUAUGUUGCUGUAAAGAACAUAUCAGAGAAUGCUUCAAAAGAGGAACUUAUCCGAGAUUUGGAAGUUUAUUAUCGUGUACUAGAACAUUUGCCUCUAUUCAUUGCUCAAAAAUCAAUGAUCACGGAUCCUGUGGAGUUUCCAGUAAGAAUGAUGCCAAUAUAUGUCGAUGAAUAUGACGGUAGAACCAUUUUACUGGAGAGAGAAGGUGACUUUGAUGAUGCUAUUUCGCAAGUUUUAGAAAGUUCAUCAAUCGUAACUCUUGAAAAGAUGAUGAACCUUGAGCAGCUUAAAUGUAAUUAUCAAAGACUUGGUUGUCAUUGUCCCGAAACUCGUAACGGCAUAUUCAGCAAGUGGUGUACUAAUAUAGAAGACGAGCUUACCUCAAGAUAUAUCAGUUUUGCUGAGUAUGUUUCAUUCGAAGGAAGUGUUACCUCCCAAAGAGUUAAAGACUGGCUCAAUGAUGUGCAUUUCUUUGUUCAAAGAAACUCUGAAAAGCUGGAAAGUUUAUAUGAAACAUGGAGAUAUGCAGACACAGUUGCAGAUUCAACAUCUAUUAUUCACUUGUGGCCAAAGAGAAAAAUUCAUCCUAUCCAUUCUGUGAAUUCUUCUUGUUUAAGGAAAUUUCUACAAAGUCACAAACAAAAUUACAAAAUCAAGGACAUAAUUUAUGAUGUGCACACCUUGAUAGAUGUUAUAGCUUUGUUGAUCAUCAUCAUCAUCUCGCUACUCCGGUUUAGAAAAAACUAUUUCCUGAUAAAGAAGCGAGACUAAGUUUCUUUGAAAUGGAUGGAAGGUUCCACUUACAGAGAAGAUGGUAUUUAUUCUUGCCAGGCUCUAGCAAAAGUUCUCUCGAACUCGCUAGUUAAUGUUGUUAUUAUCUUGCAGUAUUGCUGUCUGAAGCAUACAAAGAGGCUAUUGAUUACAACUUAUUUUUGUCAUAGCGACAUCAACUUACACAGAACGUUUUGGACAAUGAUUGACUUCAAAUUCC
Molecule: messenger RNA, 1391 nt
Organism: Galdieria sulphuraria
Lineage: Eukaryota; Rhodophyta; Bangiophyceae; Galdieriales; Galdieriaceae
Exons: 1
Coding region: 32-1171 (379 amino acids)
Biological process (GO): carbohydrate metabolic process
Source: RefSeq, a predicted model, not a curated record